GUUAUUUGCCUUUGAAUCUUAUGGGAGAAUAGAUCUGUUGUGCUGAAACUGGCUCUGGCUUUGAAGUAGAUUAGAGUCGGCCAAAACCAUCCAAACAGCGACGAGAUCGGCCGUCGUGGAUCUCCUGGCGAAGGAGAUGAGGGUCGCGGUUCAGGAGCUCCAUGAUUCGCUGCAAUCGCUUCUCGACGCGCUGAAGCAGGAGGAGUCGGAGGAUUGUGAAGCAAAAUCAGGGGGGAUCAUGCCUCUGAUGGAAGUGAUUCCGGCGGCGACAUUUGCGUCUCUGCCGAUUGAGAUUGCUUCUAGGGUUGACAUCGCGGUUGGGACGGUGAAGGAGCUGGCGGAGAUGUGUGAAUUCAAAGUCGGCGGCCGGAGUGGGAGUGAGACAUCGGCGGCGGAUGGGGGAAUUGCGGUUGAGAUGGAAACAGUGAAGGUCCUUGAGAGGGUCUGAGUUUUCUUCAGGAUGCGGGAGUUUUUUAGCAGGUUAUUUGUGAUGGGGAGUGGGGGAAACUUUGAGGGCCGCCCAACCUUCCUUGCUAUAAUUGCAUAAUAAUAAUAAUAAUGAUAA
Messenger RNA from Linum trigynum, 565 nucleotides. Lineage: Eukaryota; Viridiplantae; Streptophyta; Magnoliopsida; Malpighiales; Linaceae. The record is from the annotation of a GenBank genome assembly.